GAGGAGCUCUUCUCUUUAAGGAAGUGGCCAAACCCUGGGGACUGGGACCCAGAGCAGGAGAGCCACAGCCUACUUUACCUCAUCACUAUGUCUCUGCAGGCUAAUUUUGACCAGGCCACACAAGACGUGAGGAAGCUGAAAAGGAGACCAGAAGAUGAAGAACUCAAGGAACUCUACGGGCUCUACAAACAGUCCAUCAUCGGAGACAUCAACAUUGGUGCAUGUCCAGUAAUGUUAGAUAUGAAGGGCAAGGCCAAGUGGGAAGCAUGGAACCUCCAAAAAGGGUUGUCGAAGGAAGAUGCCAUGAGUGCCUAUAUUUCUAAAGCAAGAGAGCUGAUCGAGAAAUACGGAAUUUAAAACUUGACAGGGGAGACAGAUCUCCUUUGAAAGCCUUCAUCAUAGCAUCAUGGUGUGUAGGGGAAAAUGCAUUGACAAUGUAUAAAUCAAGUGUAUUUUCCUAUGAGCAUGGAUUCUAAUACUUUGGACUAUGUCAACAUAAUUAGCUAAGUUUGAUUGUUUGUGCAAGCUGACAUUAAAAAGUCAUUUUGUAGUCUGCAUAUAAACUUUAAUAAAUAUCUGUUUUCUUUUUGCAUUUAUGUCUGUGUAUGGGUGUCCAUAUGUGUGUGUUACACAUUAUGUAUGCAUGCAUGUGGAGGCCAGAGAAUAACCUUGGCUGUUUUUCUAAGAUAUGUUAUUUGCUUCCUGUGAGGCAGGGUCUCUCCAUGCUUGGAGAUCAACAAGCAUGCUAGACUAACUGUCCCAGGUAUCCUCUUUCCUCUGCCUCCCCAGGACUGGGAUUACAAUGUGUUCCAUCUUGCUUGGCGAUCUGGGGCUUGAACUCAGGUCCUCAUGUUUAUAAGGCAAGCACUUUACUGACUGAACCAUCUCCCAGCCUCAGUGUUUGUUUUCUUGACUUAAUCUGUUCAUAUACGAUGAGUUAGUGCUAUUGGGCAAAAAGAAAAGUUUGCUCAGAAUGAAUAGCAGCCAGACUAUUCUUGAUACUUCAGGAAGUGGAGCCAGGAGGGUCAUGAGUUUAAGGACAACCUAGACUACACGAAAC
This is a messenger RNA of Chionomys nivalis (European snow vole), 1060 nucleotides long. Its product is annotated as acyl-CoA-binding domain-containing protein 7. Lineage: Eukaryota; Metazoa; Chordata; Mammalia; Rodentia; Cricetidae. Gene Ontology annotation, molecular function: fatty-acyl-CoA binding. The record is from RefSeq and is a predicted model, not a curated record. The transcript is spliced from 4 exons. The coding region runs from base 88 to 357 and encodes 89 amino acids. Gene Ontology annotation, biological process: fatty acid metabolic process.